AUGCCGCGUUCGCGAUACUAUUUGGUGUGGUCGCCUUUUUCAUGCUCGCCUACCUUCCAAAGUCAGACCCCCCGCCUGCUGAUGACGAUGCGUGAGCAUGAAUUAUGUGGAUUUGGUUUUGAGGCAGGUUUCUCAAGGAGCAAAUCGCUACAACAUGCCAUCAAUUAAGGCUUCGCCUACUUACUCGAUCCAUCUUCACAUAGUACAUCUUGGACGAGCCGUUCUCCAAAAGGGGGGAAAAUGAGCCGCAGGAUAACGUCCCAAGAUGGAUAAGGGUAGGCGUCAAAUCAAAGGGUGCCAUCAAACGAUGACGCUCAGACAAAUGGAGUCGCCAAAAUCACAUGUGGCGUACCAUCAUGGGGCAGAGCAGUCAUGUUGUCUGAAGUGUGAAGAACGAUAGUUUCAUGGGCCUUUUCUGUUGCCAGCUAAAUGAACAAGAUUAGUCCACUUCUAUCGUGGGAGCGGGUUGUAGUGUUGAUAUACACCACAGACAUGCGCCGAGAGCGCAGUUUUGAUUUUUCAUUUUGCCUGUACACCGAGCAUAUUUCUUGAGAUGCCACUCUUAGACGGACAACAUACUUAAGAAGGCUCAUACUCACGCCCUCGAUCAUGAAGAAUUUCUGUGUUUUUU
Amoebophrya sp. A25 is the source of this 631-nucleotide messenger RNA. NCBI's taxonomy places the organism in Eukaryota, Dinophyceae, Syndiniales, Amoebophryaceae. The record is from the annotation of a GenBank genome assembly.